Molecule: messenger RNA, 2221 nt
Organism: Exaiptasia diaphana
Lineage: Eukaryota; Metazoa; Cnidaria; Anthozoa; Actiniaria; Aiptasiidae
Exons: 1
Coding region: 392-1414 (340 amino acids)
Source: RefSeq, a predicted model, not a curated record
UCUUCAAAUGGAYGAGCCUACCGCUGUACAAGAAAUUUCUUUCGCAACAAGUCAUCGCCAGAUUUACAAAGGAUUGUUAUUUAUUUAACAGGUUAGUAAACAUAAUAUGCCAUAGUAAUUAAUCCACCCCUUCCCCUCCCCMCUUCCCCUUUCCGACCUCUUUUUCUUCCCGCGCUAAGCAGAGUACAGGCCUCCCCUGUCUUUCCCUUACAAAUCUAGAAUAACAACAAAAUUAAUCAAGUGUCUAAMUGUUUUAGGGUCGAAUGGCAGCAAUCACAAUUUAGUUUUUGUCCAAUAUAUUUUUGAMAAAGACGAACAUGAAAUAGAAGUAAAACCCCAUGGUAAUUCUAAAGGAAGAAGCAAAGAGUAUUAUCGUACAUCUUACACCRCAAUGGAGAAACUGAAAAAAUUAGCCCAAAAAAAUACACCUAAAACAGCAUUUUAUGAGAGCAUCGAGGAAGUGGGAGGAAUAAGCGACAUCCCGAAUGCCGCAAGUCAUGCACGGAACUUUCAGCAAAUAAAAAAUAUCAAAACAAUAAAAGAAAAACCUGCCGAUGAUGUUUUAGAACUGGUGGAGAUGUUGAAGGAGGGUGAACGGGAUCCUAAGAAAGCAUUUGUACGUAAGGUAGAUUCAGCACGGGAUCCCACUGUUGUUCUUACUACUGAUCAACAGUUAAAUGACAUCAGUCGGUUUUGCACAAAUCCCGCUAAAUUCAGCGUAUUGGGARUUGACCCCACUUUCAAUUUYGGAAAAUACUACGUUACACUAACAACGUAUAGACAUCUUCUCUUGUGCAAUAAGCGCGGUGAACACCCUGUAAGAAUUGGGCCUACGCUGGUCCACCAUAGAAAAGAGAGUGCGAGUUACUAUGAGUUAACAGCAUCKAUGGUGAAGUUAAACAAGAACACGCAAAAUGUCCUUGUGUAUGGCACAGACGGAGAAAAGGCCUUGAUUGAAGGUUUUGGAAGACCACUCCCUUUCGCACAGCAUCUCCAAUGUGACAUACACAUGAAGGAUAAUAUAAAGUCAAAGCUUACCGAAAUGGGAAUACGUGGUAAAGCUGCUGAUAUCAUGUUUACGGAUAUCUUUGGUGCCGAUAUUGGCCAUAAUAGGGUUCCCGGAGUUAUUGACUCUAAAAAUGAGACAGAUUUUGACAACAACAAAAAAAACCUGAAAGAUAAAUGGGUUUCUCUCCACAAUCAAGGUGAGCGUUUCUUUGAGUACUUUGAAAAAAACAAAUCACAGAUUGUGAAGAAAACCAUGAUGCCUGAAAUACGGGCUAUGGCAGGACUUGGUUGGCCUCCUGCGGUGUACAACCAAAAUGCAAAUGAGUGCAUGAACUCUAUUUUGCAGYGAGAGAAAUCUUUUACUGGAAAAAAAAGCUUACAAUUUCUGAGUUCUCUCGCCUUUUAGAGAAGGUCAUUCAACGACAAAGGACUGAGGAAGACCUAGCCCUAAUUGGUAUAGGAGAGUUAAAAUUGGACGAGAGCUAUGAAAGCUCUGGAAUAAAAGAAACGGUGUUUUUCAGAAAAACCAAAGUGCAGCAAGAAGCGGCUUUAGCCAAAUUUAGAACACUUGCUGUUAAGAACACUGAUGUUAUUACGCCCGAUCAGCCAGAUACAAAUCAUAAAUUAAGUGUUCCCAUAGAAGACAGUGGCAUAAUUCGCGUUCCUUUUGCAGUGCUAAAGACAAUGUAUUCAGAUGCCUUGACAAUAAUCGAAAAACAUUCAGUUAUCACUGACCCCGGCACGGGAGACAACCCUCCUCGAUAUGUGGCAAAUGAUGUGCCUAACGCCGCCGCAUAUGUGGUAACAAUGAACAAUUCACGACAGGGGAAGUACUAUAAGUGCAGUAGAACUUGUCUCCGCUAUGUCACAUAUGAUAUCUGUGCACAUACAAUAGCUGUUGCAGAAAUCGAUGGGUCAUUGCUAAACUUCAUGCGUCUGUAUCGGGCAUCAAACCAGGGACCACCUAGGUUGGAUGCCUUGAUGCAGCUCGAUCUACCCAAUGGUCGUGGCAGCAAAAAAAACAAAGCAACUCAGCGACGUAAGGGAGCAUCCAACAAAAAGAAAAAGACAGUUGUAGAGGAUUACGCUGAAUCAGAUUUUGGGUCGUCAACAGAAGGCCCUUCGAAAGCGCCAACCACAACAACGACAGAAGCAACAACGGUACAAACAAUUAUGAGGGUGACAAUAAAAAUAAUGCAAAUAACAAAUUAAU